GAAUUUUCGAACAUACGGUUGACUUUAUUCUAUGCGAUUGGUUUUCCACCUCAAAGUAUUUCSCUGGCUUUGAUUCGUGCAAGUUGCAAGAAUAUAAAUGUUUGGUUGCACCCAAACCUAGCCCUUCCUUACUUGUUAUAACAUGUAAUAUCUUWUUUUGGUACGAUUUGUCAUUUGCUUCAAAAUACGUCCAAUUUUCUUCCAUCACCUUUUCAUAAGUAAACUCACCUAAUCAUCAUAAGUAAAUCUACGAGCUUAAUAUAACUUAAUAAAUUGUGAGAGUACAAAAUGUUCRGUUCCACCCGAACUUACMGCUUCCWUACYUUUUACACCCACGCAAUAAGUUGCGGGCAGUCUAAUACAUUUGUUCACCAAACGGCUGUGUGUCAUUAGUGAGUGUGAAGCAAUCAAGCAGCAAACAAAGUCGGAAAAACCGCACUUGCUCGCUCACCAAUCGAACUGAAUGUAGUAUAAAUAUGACGUUUCGAUAGUUCCAUACUUCAGUUGUGCUCUGAGGCYGGCRAGAGAAAUCAAACGAAUACRAAGCCGAAAUCCAAAAUGAAAUWCUUCCUUGCGUUCCUUGCACACUUUGCACUGGCAUACGCUGAAGAUGAAUGGAGGCCGAAAAAUGUUGCAGAACUUAAUGCUAUCCGCCAGGAAUGCAUCAAGGAUUUCCCACUCAGCGAUGAAUACAUUCAAAAAAUGAAGAACUUCGAAUAUCCCGAUGAAGAACCCGUACGCAAGUACUUGCUUUGUACCGUAAAGAAAUUUGGCAUCUUUCGGGAGGAUGAGGGCUAUAAUGUCAAUCGUGUUGCCAAGCAAUUCAAAAUGGAUUUGGAUGAGGCUGAAGCCCUUGCUAUUGUUGAGGGUUGCGUGGAUAAAAACAUAGAAGGUAGCAGCGACGAUGUGUGGGCGUAUCGUUGUCGUAAGUGUGURUUGGCCAGCAAGAUCGGUGAUCGUGUGAAGGCUAAGAGCAAAGAGGAAUCAUACAAGCAAUAAAUUAUUAAUGUCAUUCGUUGAACAUUAAAUUAUAUUUUGUUAARUAUUUUACUGUUGUGGUUGUGUUAAUUUAGUGUUAAAUUUAUCUUAUAUAGACCUGUUUUGGAAUAAAACUUCUUAGAAAAACGAAAAUCAUUAUAUUUAGUAUUUAACUGAAUUUAUCUUUAUUUACCAAUACUACAUGCCAUAGACUAACAAAAUGCUUCCAGAGUUUCUUUACGAAUAUCAGAAGUAUGUAUAUCCUCAAGAGCUAUUGAGAUCCUCUGCUAUGUCUCUGGUAUUCUAAUGAAGCAUGCCGUGUAGCGACGAAUCGAACACGCACAUUUACACGCUUCACCGAUCCGCACAAAUUAUUCUGGGUUCGUAAUUGGCAAUUUGUUUGACCAAUGCACCAACAACUGAUACAACAUCAACAAACAAUUGCUUAGCAUUUAUUUAGACAUUAACGAUAAAUUAAUUAUCAGCUUGACGAGUGACAGGUGACUCGCACGUAUUUGCAUUUCCCCUUCAUACUCGUAAGUUUGCAUUUUCAUCGCUCUGAACUGGCAUUAAGUCGUUAGUGAUAUUGUACCACAUAUUGCAUAAAAAUUACAUAAAUA
Bactrocera latifrons is the source of this 1598-nucleotide messenger RNA. RefSeq names its product general odorant-binding protein 99a-like. Lineage: Eukaryota; Metazoa; Arthropoda; Insecta; Diptera; Tephritidae. The record is from RefSeq and is a predicted model, not a curated record. The coding region runs from base 559 to 999 and encodes 146 amino acids. Gene Ontology annotation, biological process: sensory perception of smell. Gene Ontology annotation, molecular function: odorant binding. The transcript has 2 exons.